AGUGCAAUUUCCUGUCCCCUCAACAACGUUGGUUUCUUUACUGGAUGCAAGCAGAUUGAUCGGGCUCCUCGGUGGACAAAACCAUCAUCUGAAGAAACAUGGGUGACCAUCACAGUGUCUGACACACGGCAGAGUCUUAAAACAAAGGCCUUUUAAAAAGAGAUAAUCUCUGUGAAAACAAAGCCUUACCUAUUCAUGUUUGCACCAAUCUCCUCUGAGUUUCAAGAAGAAAACCAAACUGAAGACAGCAGUCUGUAAAAGCUUGUGGAUAACCCGGUUAAUCCUCCGGGGUCCUUCACCAGCAUUCCGUGAUAAGAAGCACAUGAACUUCUGCUCAUUAAAAAAAAACAAAAUUGAUCACCUUAGUAACUGCCAGGAGCCUGGAUCCUGACUUCCAGCCAUUGAUAUCUGUGUCAAAAUUGAUUUGCACCCAUCCUUUGAAACCACUGGUGACUUAAUCAGAACUUUGGAAAGCAAAGAAAAAUGGAAGAAAUCUUGGUGAAAGAGAAUUAGAUGUUGAAAACAAACUACCAGGAGGGAAACUUACCUUGCUAUUUACCGUCCAAGAGCAAAUGUAACAGGCAUCGUAAGUAGAAAAAAUGAACAGCACAUGUACUGAGGACCAGCAUGAUCUGGAUCACUAUUUGUUUCCAGUGGUUUACAUCUUCGUACUAAUAGUCAGCGUCCCAGCCAACAUUGGCUCUCUGUGUGUGUCUUUUCUGCAAGCAAAGAAGGAAAAUGAAUUAGGCAUUUACCUCUUCAGUUUAUCACUAUCAGAUCUGCUGUAUGCAUUGACUCUCCCUCAAUGGAUCGAUUAUACUUGGAACAAAGACAACUGGAGGUUCUCUCCGGCUUUGUGCAAAGGAAGUGCUUUCUUCAUGUACCUGAACUUCUACAGCAGCACAGCAUUCCUCACCUGCAUCGCCAUUGAUCGCUAUUUAGCAGUUGUCUACCCUCUGAGGUUUUCUUUUCUAAGGUCCAGAAGAUGUGCAUUCAUGGUCAGCCUGUUCAUCUGGGUAUUGGAGACCAUCAUCAAUGCCGUCAUUCUGUUGAAAGAUGAAACAGCUGUCGAAUAUUGCGAUGCCAAAAAGUCUAACUUUACUUUAUGCUACGACAAAUAUCCAUUGGAGAAAUGGCAAAUCAGGUUCAACUUUGUUAGGAUGUGUGUAGGCUAUGCGAUACCUUUGAUCAUCAUCCUGAUUUGUAACCAGAAAGUCUACCGAGCUGUGCGACAAAAUCAAGCCACGGAAAACAAUGAAAAGAAGAGAAUCAUAAAACUACUUAUUAGUAUCUCGUUGACUUUUGUCUUGUGUUUUACUCCCUUUCAUGUGAUGUUGCUGAUUCGCAGCAUUUUAGAGCGUGAUGUGAAAUUAAAUGAACAUGUAUUUGACCACAACAAGUCUGGGAAGCAGGCUUACAAAAUCUAUAGAAUCACAGUUGCAUUAACAAGUUUAAAUUGUGUUGCUGAUCCAUUUCUGUACUGUUUUGUAACUGAAACAGGAAGAUCGGAUAUGUGGAAUAUAUUAAAAUUCUUUGCAGGGAAGCCUAAUAAAUCAGAAAGACAAAGAAAAAGCUUACUUUCUCUAUCUACCAAAGAUACCGUGGAAUUAGACAUCCUGGAAUAGAACCAAGGAAUUUUUUUUAAGAUACACAAUAUUGUAUCAUCAAGAUUAUAUUCUGAAAAGGAAAUCUAAGCAUGAAAGGGGACUAAGGUCUUCCAGUUGAGAGAUUGUUUUAAUCCUCUCCAAUGGAAAUGUUUUUUAAAGUGCACUGUAUAGCACCCUGAUUUUUAUUAAAUGAGAAUUAAACAAAA
Molecule: messenger RNA, 1813 nt
Organism: Vicugna pacos (alpaca)
Lineage: Eukaryota; Metazoa; Chordata; Mammalia; Artiodactyla; Camelidae
Gene: GPR65
Product: G protein-coupled receptor 65
Biological process (GO): G protein-coupled receptor signaling pathway
Cellular component (GO): membrane
Molecular function (GO): G protein-coupled receptor activity
Source: RefSeq, a predicted model, not a curated record